CCACCUCCACCACCUCCGCCGCCCCCACCCCCGCCCUGUGGGGGCGACCCUUUCUCUCGCACCGUCCACAGGCGUUCCAGGAUGCGCAACUUCAACUGGGACACCAUCCCCCGGCACAGCGUUGUGGGUAAACGCAACGUGUGGACGUCCCAGAGGAAGCUGGAGGACUUCCCGCUGGACACGGCGCGCAUCGAGGAGCUGUUCAGCCACAGCGAGCAGCAGCGGGUGCCCCGAAGGGGUGGGACAGUCAAGAAGAGUGUAUGGGGCCUUCCGUCAACCAAUCGAGAAUCAGAGACGAUCUCAAUCGUCAACUCGAAGAAAAGUAUGAAUAUUGGGAUUUUCCUGAAGCAGUUUAAAAGGCCGAUGCAAGAAAUCGUCGAGGAUGUACGGCAGGGGAACAUGCGGUUUGCUGCUGGAAGAUUGAAAGAGCUGAGCAAGCUGCUGCCUGACGAUGUGGAGUUGAAGAAACUGUUGUCAUUCAGUGGUGAUGUGUCCCAGCUGGCAGAGGCUGACCGCUUCUUGCUGAUGCUGGUCAAAAUUCCAGGGUAUGAAGAACGACUCGAGAGUCUGCUGCUCAGGGAAGAAUUCAGCCCCUUCAUAGAGGAGGCAACAAACUCCAUUGCUGUCAUGACUGAAGCAGCUGAUGAGCUGCUGACAUGUGAUGAUCUUCAUUCUAUCAUUCGACUUGUGCUGAAAGCUGGAAACUACAUGAAUGCUGGUGGCUACGCUGGUCGUGCUAUAGGUUUCAGGAUGACUUCUCUGCUGAGGCUGGUGGACACAAAAGCUAAUAAACCUGGUCUGAACCUUAUGCACUAUGUGGCAAUGCAAGCUCAGCAGAUUGACAGUGCCUUACUGAACUUUCCAAAGCAGCUCCAACACAUUGGAGAAGCUUCAAGGAUCCAGAAACAAGAAGUGGAGGCAGACGUUCAAAGAGAAAUGGAGAAAAUUAAAAAAGCGAGGGACUAUUCCAGUAAACAGCCUGAUCUCCAGUGUCAAAUGGAGGAAUUUCUCAGGAUGGCUGAAAGUCGGCUUGCGGACAUGGAGGCCUCUCUGCAAACGCUCAAUUCUAUCAGUCACUCAGUGGCCGAAUACUUCUGUGAAGAUCCUGCUACCUUCAAACUGGAGGAGUGCUGCUCCAUCUUCCGCUCCUUCUGUGAGAAGUUCGAGAAAGCUGUACAGGAGAACGGUGAGCGGGAGGCAGUGGAGAAGCGGCGGCGGCAGCAGAGGGAGAGGGAGGCGCUGAAGCGGGUAGCCAAACGCCGCUCCAUUGGCACCUGCUCCAGCCGCGACUCUGAUGCCGAGGCUUCGGCCCUGGAGUCUAUCUUGACCAGCUUCCUCGCUGACCGUCCUGCACGCAGGAGGCAGCAUUCAUCCAACAGAGAAAGCCCGACAGAUCUGCUCAACAGUAAGAACCCUCUGACGGAGACCUCGCAGAUAGCCCUAGAUAGCCCUGCCAAAACUGAGAAGAAGGUAUUAGACAUUUCAGAUAGUAAACAGCUCCGGGAACUGGACCAGAGCUUUCAGACCAAAGAGGAGAUACCCACUGCUGUGGACCAUCAACAGACACCAGCUGGCUUAAGGAGAGGGCCAUACAUAGACAACAAGGGGACUCCUAAAAGCAUCGACCGCAAGGCAAGUUGCCGCAAGAGCAUUCUAACUCCGCGAAACCCUGUCUUGUCUGAAGAAGAGGGCAUUGACCAAGAGAGAGAUGUCCAAGAGAAUAGUCAAAAGGAGCCAGCUCAGGUCCCUGAGGCUUCUCGAAAGGUUCUGCGGCACCAGAAUAGCCGUGGCAGUCUGAAAGGAGACCCUGCUCCAGAACGCCCUAGAACUUACUUAGAUACUUUCUCAUCUCCUGUCCACAAAGGGAUGCGGGAGGUGGAACUGCACAACGGCCUCGAGUGCCUGGGCUCGCCCUGGACCGUCCUCAGCCCCCACGUCUCUCCCAGAAGCACGCCCCACCGUAGGCACUCCUUCACCCCAGCCACCAGGGACGAAGAACUGGAUGACGGCGUGUGGGCGCUCCCAGACACGCCUGUACAUGGCAAGCCCCCUCCUCUAGCGCACGUGUGCCGGUCGUAUGAGCACAGUGUAUCUACCUCUGUGCUCACCAAUACAGGAGUAAGAGCUUCUCACUUACUGGACUGUCCCUCAAGUGCCCCUCUGUUAAGGUCUGCGUCCGUGGGCUCAGAAGCCCCAAAUUCAGCCCCUGGCUUCAAUCUGGGGGUUCUCUUCCAGAGAAGAAGCAGCCAAGAGCCUCCGCUGACCAAAAGGCAGGAGCCCUCCGCCCUGGUCACCUUCUUCAGGCGCUUUGGGGAGAGAGGAAGGCCUGCCUCUGUAGGUGACUCCCACAGAGCAGACGCUUAG
Molecule: messenger RNA, 2364 nt
Organism: Colossoma macropomum (tambaqui)
Lineage: Eukaryota; Metazoa; Chordata; Actinopteri; Characiformes; Serrasalmidae
Gene: fhdc3
Product: FH2 domain containing 3
Exons: 11
Source: RefSeq, a predicted model, not a curated record